AUGUUAGAAGAUUUUCUUGAAAAGUUUAAAACUAUAUUAAAGACUGGAAACGAGACACUCGGAAUUCCGAUUCUUGAUCCGUUUAAUGCAGACCGGUUAGAUAUCAGAUUAAAUGAGGAAAAAAUAAAAUUGGAUGCGCUCUUGACGGAGGCCAACGUAAUCGGUUUGUCCGAAUAUGAUGUUAUUAAUGCUGACUACACCCUGUCCAAAGAAAUUUUCUUGGAACUUCAUCUUUCGUGGCCACUGUCGAUAGCCGCGAGUACUAAUUAUUCUAUGAACGGUAAAGUUGAUGCCUUCGAAAUUUACGGCAAGGGUGAUAUAAACAUGACCGCGCAAAAAUUCACUUUUGACACGGAAAUUAAGUUCAUAAUGGACGACGGGCUAACCGGACACUUGAAAGUAAAAAACAUGAAAUUGAAGCUUUCUUUAAAUUCACUAGAU
Temnothorax curvispinosus is the source of this 441-nucleotide messenger RNA. RefSeq lists its product as uncharacterized. Lineage: Eukaryota; Metazoa; Arthropoda; Insecta; Hymenoptera; Formicidae. The annotation marks the transcript as partial. The transcript is spliced from 3 exons. The record is from RefSeq and is a predicted model, not a curated record.